Myotis daubentonii (Daubenton's bat) is the source of this 1425-nucleotide messenger RNA. It is a transcript of the gene MCEMP1, whose product is annotated as mast cell expressed membrane protein 1. The record is from RefSeq and is a predicted model, not a curated record. Lineage: Eukaryota; Metazoa; Chordata; Mammalia; Chiroptera; Vespertilionidae.
UCCUUCCUGAGACCUCUGGUCUCCUAAGACUGCUCUUGAUCUGGGGGUACGAGGAUGCCCCAGGGUGGGAGGUUCUGGAUCCCUGAAAUUAGGAGGCUGACCUCUCCUUCCUCCCCCACACCCCAAACCCGAGAUUUCCUCAUCUGACGAGACACCGUCCGGGGGGUGGGGAUAUGUGUGGACAGAUUGGCAGACUGGGGAUCAUGGAGGCUGAAGAAAUCUACAUAAACCAGACCAGUAUGCAGGCAGCAGCCGUCAAAGACAAGCAACGAGGGACACCAGCCAAUAGGAAAGGUGUAGAAGACCCCAACUAUGCGAAUAUCCCCGUGAUCUUAAGAAAACAGGAUCAUCCAAAGGGCAGUCACUCACCCUCCAAGAGUGAGGCCCGGUCCAGGCCAUCCUCGGACUCUGCCCAGGGUUUGCACAAAGCCUUCACAAGCCUGUACAUUCUUCUCGCCCUGGUUUCCAUCAUUCUGUUGGUCUGGGUUCUGGUGAAGAAUUCUGUGAUGUCCCAGGAGCUGCUGGUCUUGAAAACCGAGAUCUCGAAUGUCUCUAUCUCCACACGUGAAUGGGAGGCGGGGCAAAGGAAGGGCUGGAGCUACGUCAGGCAGAGCCUCAGUAACGCCAAACAGAGCAUUGACUUGGCCAACCGCAAUGUGCAGGCUGGGAAUGAGAAGCUGAAGAAGCUGACGGAAGACAUGACCCAAAUCAAGACUCAAUUACAGCAGAUCGCUGAGGUGCUGAAGAAAAUGCAAAAUCCACAGCCCACACAGUCCACUCGGUAAUCAAGAGGCCCUGGAAGCCUGGGCGCAGCUCCGAGGACAGGGGCGUACCCCCCGUACAUAUGACACCCGGGGCCCAGUCUUGUCUGAACCUGUUCAUCAUCCCCACAUAGCAAAUCCUAUGUCACGGCGAAUGAGUGUUGUGGAGUUGCGUGUGUGCGUGUGUGUGGGGUAAGCAUUUCAUGGAGGGCAGGUCUUGGGUGAAUGUUGAAUGUGGGGUCACAGAGGGUGUGGUGUGCACCUGUCACUGUCCAUGUGACACGUGUAUAUCAUAGCGUGUGGUGUCAUGCACAUCACAGUGGGUAGCUGUGUCAGCAGGGACCACAAAGGUGGGUCACAGGGAGGGUGGGUGCUGGUGACACAUGUUACCCAUGCAUGUUUCACUGUUGGUGUGAAUAUGCAUGAAUGCCCUGCAACAUGUUACAUGUAUGUAUAAACGUGUCAUGGUGGAAUUAGUGGGAGCACCCCGUGGGAAUGUAAUUGCGGGUGUCACGGUGUGUGCCUGUCACUCCCUGUGCCCCGAGAACAAUGUGUCCAUGUGAGUGUGCCUGUCACCGAGGGUGCUGGGAACACGCACACCCGUGUGCCUGUGUUUCUGCAUCACAUUUUGUGGUCCAUGGAAGUAAAGGCCAAGGGAAAACAA